Messenger RNA from Hibiscus syriacus, 357 nucleotides. Its product is annotated as ubiquitin-conjugating enzyme E2 variant 1A-like. The coding region runs from base 1 to 357 and encodes 118 amino acids. The record is from RefSeq and is a predicted model, not a curated record. NCBI's taxonomy places the organism in Eukaryota, Viridiplantae, Streptophyta, Magnoliopsida, Malvales, Malvaceae. The transcript is spliced from 4 exons.
AUGGUUCCAGGGCACAAUAAGUGCCAUGGUGGAAGAUGCUUCUCAAGGCAUCUCAUUCGUUGUAAUAAUAUUGCUGAAUAUGGAGGUGAUCCAACAGUGCCCAGGAAUUUCAGAUUGCUGGAAGAGCUUGAGAUGGGCGAAAAGGGAAUUGGGGAUGAAACUGUUAGCUAUGGAAUGGAUGAUACUGAUGAUAUAUACAUGCAGUCAUGGACUGGGACUAUUAUUGGCCCCUUAAUGAGUCCCUCUCUCUCUUAUUCUUUUCAGUUAGUUAAAAUGGCUAUGGAGAUCACUAAAUUUCUGAUGCUGCCCAAUCAGGAUACAAAAGUUCGGACUGAGGCAGAGACUAAUUUGCGGUAG